This is a messenger RNA of Symbiodinium sp. CCMP2456, 477 nucleotides long. The record is from the annotation of a GenBank genome assembly. Lineage: Eukaryota; Dinophyceae; Suessiales; Symbiodiniaceae.
AUGCGCAACCUUUUUGUACAAAUUUAUGGGGAGAGGCGGUGGCGAUUGUGGUCACCGCGACAGGCCCAGCUUAUGCGAGUGCAGGGAGGUAUCGGCUAUGCUACUGCCAUGGGAGCCCAUACGCAGUGGAGCGUUAGGAAUCCUGAGGCCAUCGGCCUGAAUGAAACGUAUGCUGCCCACAUGCAUGCCAUCAGCUCCUACACCGUGAACAUGCGGCCUGGGGAUGUGCUGUAUGUGCCACCGUGGUGGUUUCACGAUACUCGCGUCCACGGUGGCUUCUCCUUGGGCAUUUCAGCUCGAGGACAAGAUUGGCCAGGAGGCUCAGCUUGGGAUCUGCCGGUCCUUCGUUUCUUGCGCUUUGACGAUUUCAGCUUGAAUGCCAUGAUGCUGGAUCUCUUUUAUGUUCUCCCAAUGUUUGCGGAUGAGAAUCGCGGGCGUCGAGCAGGCUUCGUGGAGUUUCGCCAGCACAAGAGCUAG